AUUAGCAAUGCGGACCACACACACGUUGGCUGUUACAAGAGUUAGUCCCCCCCCCCCCCCCUCUCGAUUCUAACCAGACAAGCCCAGCAAUCUGUUAGUACUCAUUCAGUUCAGUCCAACAGGACCGCACUCUCAGUACGGAGAGCGCCCGGGAGUGGUACCGCAGGUAAUUUGCAGUGAUACAUCACAACAGAUCGAUGGCCAUUAUGAAGAACACUAUCGCUGGACACUGGAUCGCAACGGUCAUCUCUACCGUCCUCAUCUUUCAAAGUUCGAUCGUCAACAGUUUGCCUCUACCUGACGGAACCCUCUCAUCAUCAAACGAAGCAACUUCAUUGCCCAUCGAUGCCACCCAGAAUAGGGCGGAUGAGGGCGUUGUUCUUCUAGUGAAGGAUCAAACCACUCAGCCGGCUGCAGCUCAGCCUCUCGAGAAUCCUUCGCCUAAAGUGCGGGUCCUUCCGCCAGUUGAAACGAUGCUCGAAAACGAAAUAUGGCAAUAUCGCUAUCCACCUUUCGAUAACUUGUUCGAUGAAAAAACCAACGAGGAUUCGGAUAACGACGAGGCAACUCCAAGCGCAAGAUCGCCAAGAUUAAACACGGACGCUCUGCCCAGCUACGUCAUUGGAAUCUUAGAUCCGGCUGAACUGGUCGACGGACUCUUUCAGCAACGCCCGUUCACGUUCGGAUUAGUGCGCAGCCAAGCGAAUGCCUUCAACAAACGGAACUCGGCGUCGAAUGUCGACGAUGCCAUCAGACGACAAGGAAAAGGCGUUGCAGAGUCAUCUCAAAAGAUCUUCGAUGUACCCAGAAUUAUCAUUGAUUCAACAUCAGAUGACGAUCGCUGGGUGUGGCAGAAUUAACUUUUUUUUUUUUUAAUUUGUUGCUCGAAAGCUUUCUGAAACUCACGUUGCAUCUCAAAUGGAAGCCACCUGGAGGCUGUAAUCGUUUCAAUUUUCAUCCAGUAUCGAACUCCGUCAUCCGAUUUCUAUAUAAAAUUUUAAGAGAUUGUUUGUUCUUUUUUUUCCACUAUUCCUUCUCCAAUCCAUUGUAACCGCUCAUGCAAUACAAGUUUUUUUUUUUUUUUAAA
Molecule: messenger RNA, 1087 nt
Organism: Daphnia carinata
Lineage: Eukaryota; Metazoa; Arthropoda; Branchiopoda; Diplostraca; Daphniidae
Exons: 3
Coding region: 198-860 (220 amino acids)
Source: RefSeq, a predicted model, not a curated record